CUUACAAAAUAUAGAAGAAGCUCUUGUGUCGUCGUCGUCGUCGUCGUCUACGAAUUGUUGAUCGUUUCAAGUCCAAAUAUUGUCACGAAAUUUAUUCUUCUAUCAUCAACAUGAAGAGCAUUCGCCAUAUUCAAAGAGCUACACAGCUUUUGGGUUUUCUUUUUUUCUUACUUUUUUACCGAAAAAAUCGCAAACGAAUAAUGCACACAAGGUGUUAGACAGAUAUCCUCAGUGAAGAGCCUUGUGGCGUCACGUGCCUCUCACGAGCCAGCGGUUAUUAUAGUUCCCGCCUCUCUCUCUCUCUCUAGCGUCUCACAAAUCUCUCUGAAUCUAAUCACGUUGGAGUGGAGUGGAGACCAAGAAAACAAACACAAGAUUCUUGAGAAAUCGUUACUAUGGAGUCUUCUUCUUCUUUCAAGGAUUUUGAUGAGACCGCAAAACUCUACGACGAUGCUACAAAUCUCGUCGAUAAUGGAAACCACGUCAAGGCCUUGGAGAUACUUGAAGAUUUGAUUUUUGUCCAUAAGCAAGCCGAGGACUCAAGUACUCUUCAUAACGAUCAAGGUUAUAUACUCUUAGCACUAGCGAAAAGAGAAGAGAACCCUCACUUGAAGUUCGCAUAUAGGUUGGGUUCCGUGGAAUGCUUUGAAAACGCUGGGAUAUCACCACUCUGAGCAAAGCGAGAGAAGGUUUACAGUUGACUAACUCAAGCUACUCGGAUAUGAAAGAAAGGGACGGCAAGGUCAAAGAAAUUAUGACUUUAAUCGAUAUAGCAGAGUGCAUCAUCGCUCAGUCGAAGACUUCUUCUACAAAGAAGUGCGAGCUAAUAACUGAUUUGGAGUCAAAGAAGAGUCUAGAGCCGCCGCUUAAGGAUGAGUAUAAAGGACUGAGGUCGUAUUGGUUACGUUUGGAUGUUAAGAUCAAAAGGGACUUUAUGAAAGUAAGCAUUGCAAAUCUCUUACGUUUUGUCGAGGGAGUAGAACAUUACAAAGCGGAGGGACGAGAUGCUUUGGACCAAGUUCUCGCUUCUGCAAGGGAAGACGGUAAAUGGACUUUCUGGAUGUGUAGAACUAAAUGUUUGAAGAAGUUCUCUAGUGCUGAAGAAUGUAAGAAUCAUUUUGAACAACAACAUGCUGCAGAUUUUAAAAUUUCAUCAGAAAAAGGUAAGGUCAGGAGGAUAGGAAAAGAUUGGGCUCGUAAGAUAUCUGUUGGAAGUUGGGAACCAGUAGACGCAGUAGCUGCCGUUGAAACGAUCAAGAACCGGCUCGCAGAUGUGAAAGCGUUUGCAUCUAAGAACGGAUGGUCCAAAGAAUGGCCUAAAGCUGUGGAUGAAGAGCGGAGUAAGUUACUUAAGGAAAUCAAAUCGCUCCUUGUCUCGUUUUGUGACCUUAAAAUUCUCUCAUGUAGCAUCCGAGACUGGGUGAUGCGUUAUCCACUUAAGCAUCUUGGAAAACUUGAAGUUUCUGAACAGAAUCUUGUCGAUUAUCACCUAGUGGAAACACCUCAGAGUAUAUGUUUUCUAGAAUGCCAUGAACUCAAUCAAAUCCUAGGCUUUCUUAAAACCAUCAAGUGUGAAAGGGAUGAUGGUACAGAUCUGGUUUGCAGAGCAGUGGACAGCGUCUUGGCUCGUACUCAAGUUAAAGAAAAGAUCGACUUUGAUCCUCAGUAUUCGUAUCUGCUUCUGGAUAGAAGACUGCUGAAAAGCAACAACACUCCAUUUGAUGAUGAAGUGGCAAUCAAUGUUUUUGAUCCCAAUGUUCACUACUCCAAGGCACCUGCUCAUGGAGAUGAUAUCAUAUCCUGGUUAACUGACUACAAUUCAGUGGAUAAGACCUUUCCCAGACCUAUCAGGGAACACAAUUUUGGUAUCUGGGUGGCUGUUCUGAAAGCUGUUCAGUUCACAUGUAGGACUCUGGGAACCAAAUAUGCAAAGAAAACGCAGUUCUUGAUUUUUGAUGCAGCUCUUAAUGUUGUUGAGAAAUUUUGUACGCUUGAAGAUGAAAGGAGAAGAAAUCUGCCGGAAGACCAGUGGAGCUUAUAUUCAUCUCUUGUAUGUGAUUUUUGUGAAAAGGAAGUUCCUGAAGAUUCCCUCCCUACAAAAUUGUUGUUCUUGUGUGCAAUACGAGAUGUCCUGGAAGGAGCAUUGCAUCCGACGUUUGAUUCCCCUGAUAUAGAAGAUUGCUUGAAUCUUAUACGUGAGCGUAAAACUCUCAGUGACAAUAAAGUGUUGAAGUCCGUAGGCCUUCUCAAAUCAGUGGUCACCCAAAAGAUUCUUCUAAUGGAUUCAAAAUUUUUGCUGAUUGAUAAUUCAAGGAUUAGAUUGCUAAACAGCCUCACAAGGCUUUCUGCUUUUGACAACCGCACUUAUAUCCUUCAACUCCUAAAACCUUUCUUGCUGAAUGAAAUCGUGAAUAUGGAAUACAAAGCCAAGUCAGAUGCAGCAGAAGCAGAUCUUUUAAUCAAGGAGGAGAAGAAGACGCCACAAUCAAAAAAGACAAAUAAUAAAAGCAAAAAGGAUGAAAUUGAAAACAUGGAAUCCAAAGCAAAAACAGAUGCAGCAGAAGCAGAUCUUUUACUCGAAGAGGAGAAGAAGCCACAAUCAAAGAAGAAAAAUAAGAAAAAUUCAACGAGCAAGUCUAGACCGCGUGAUAAGACUGUUGAACACAGUAAACCUUCUGUCAACCUUGAACCGGAAGGUACAUCUUCAUCACUAAAAACGAUGGAAGAAGAUUCACAAAACCUUGGAGAAGAUUCAGAGCCAGCAGCUGCAGAAGCUACAACCAGAUACAAUUCAGCUUUUGACGUGACGCUAAAGGCCCUCUUGAACAUUAAGAUUUUCAAAGAAGAUUUGAUGCGCAAUAGGCAACCAUUUCAUGACCACCUGGAAGAACAAGUUCCUUCCGCGCUACAAAAAUUCUUUGACGCUGUUGUGUCAGAGGUGAUAAAAAAUGAUGAGGGAAUCUACAGUUCCUUGUUGAGCGACUUACUUGCUUACCUAGAAGAGGUUCAUUCCAUGUCAAGUAAAGCUGCUGAGGUACUUGUAGCCAUAUUUGAGUUUUGGCAUGGCUGGAAAAAUCAAGAAAGAGAAAGCUUGGUAACUCGCCUUUUCACGUUGGAGGAAAAUGAAAGAAUGAGUUGCACCAGAUGCAGAAGGAAGUCAAAUUAUCCAGAGCAACGUUCUUAUGGCAUUGUUAUGGCUGCAGAUUCAAUCAGGGAUCUGAAGUGUUCUCUUGGGAAUAUGGAGUUUGUGGAUAUCAUUAAGGUGAUCCGCAUGGAAUUUAAAAUGUUCUGUGACCUUAAAACAGGGGGAUGUGGAAAGACAAACUUUGUUCAUCACAUUAUAAGUAAACGCCCACCUAUCUUCAUAAUCGUUUUGGAAUGGGAGAAGAGCGAAACUGAGAAAGAAGUAUUUGAAACAACAAAGGCUUUGGAGUGGGAAAUAGACAUCAGCAGGCUAUAUGAAGGCGUAGAACCAAACACCAACUACCGGCUUGUGUCAAUGGUUGGUUGUGGUGAAGAAGAAGAAGAGCACAUUUGCAUAGUUUAUGAAAAGAACCGGUGGGUCAAACUCAGACGCACUGCUUUUGAAGGAGAGGUUGUUGGUAACUGGAAGAAUGUGGUCAGAUACUGUGGAGAAAGGAAGGUCCGGCCAGAGAUUCUGUUUUAUGAAGCUGUCCCAUCAAUGGCCUAACAAGUGUGCAUCAAAUUUAGAAAACCAAAAUCAUCAGAAGUUGUUGUAUACUCUCUUUAACUUGAGAAUACG
This is a messenger RNA of Camelina sativa (false flax), 3763 nucleotides long. Lineage: Eukaryota; Viridiplantae; Streptophyta; Magnoliopsida; Brassicales; Brassicaceae. The record is from RefSeq and is a predicted model, not a curated record.